AUCUAUAAAGUGAACGCACGUUGCUUUCGUGGUUAGUGACAGACAGCAGAGUGGUCGUUAAGCUGUUUCCAGUCCAUUUAAAAAAAGAGAUAUAUAUAUCUUACAUACAUAUAAUUACAAAUAGAAAAAGAAAUCAUGGUAAAUCUCGGUGAAAUUUUCCCUAACUUUACUGCUGACACUACUGACGGUGCUAUGGUUUUCCACGAAUAUGUUGGAAAUUCGUGGUGUAUCUUAUUCUCUCAUCCUGCUGACUAUACUCCUGUAUGUACCACUGAACUGACUCAGGCUUGCCAGCUUGUACCGGAAUUUACCAAGAGAAAUGUCAAACUUUGUGCUUUGUCUUGUGAUGAUGUUGAAAGCCACAAAGGAUGGAUUGGGGAUAUCAAAAGCUAUGGGAAUCUGAGUGAGUUUCCCUAUCCUAUUAUUUCGGACAAAACUCGCUGCAUUGCCACCAGGUUAAAAAUGAUUGACCCUGAUGAAAAGGACAUUGCUGGGAUGCCCCUAACUGCUCGAGCUGUUUUCAUCGUUGGUCCUGAUAAGAAAUUGAAACUCUCUAUACUCUAUCCAGCUACAACUGGAAGAAAUUUUAAUGAGAUCCUUCGUGUGGUGGAUUCUCUUCAACUGACUGCUGAGCACAAAGUUGCUACACCCGUGAACUGGAAACCUGGUGAGAAGUGCAUGGUUGUACCUUCUGUGCGUGAAGACGAAGAAGCAAAGUUGUUCCCGACCGGUGUGGAGAAGAUUUCAGUUCCAUCCAAGAAAUGUUACUUGCGAAUGACAGCUUGUCCAAAGUUAAACACUUGAAUUAAGUUCCAAAACAAUCACGUGACAUUUUUAAUCUUGUCUAACAAAAAUAUAAACUUUGUUCCUUUUUGUAAAGUAAUUUCAAAAUAGUUAAAAUAAAAAAUCAUGGGGAAAACACCCAAAAUACA
Octopus bimaculoides (California two-spot octopus) is the source of this 932-nucleotide messenger RNA. RefSeq names its product peroxiredoxin-6. The record is from RefSeq and is a predicted model, not a curated record. Gene Ontology annotation, biological process: cellular oxidant detoxification; cell redox homeostasis. Gene Ontology annotation, molecular function: peroxiredoxin activity. Gene Ontology annotation, cellular component: mitochondrion; cytosol. Lineage: Eukaryota; Metazoa; Mollusca; Cephalopoda; Octopoda; Octopodidae.